AUGACUCAUGGAGAAGAGCUUGGCUCUGAGAUGCACCAGGAUUCUGUUGUUCUAACUUAUCUAGAGGGAUUACUGAUGCAUCAAGCAGCAGGAGGCUCAGGUACUGCAGUUGACAAAAAGUCUACUGGGCAUAGUGGAGAGGAUCAAAACUUUAAGAUUUCUGGAAAUAUAUUUCCUAACUGUCAAAGUAAUGGUCCAGUUCUUAACACGAAUACAUACCGGGGAUCUGGCAUGCUGCACCUCAAAAAAGCAAGACUAUUGCAGUCUUCUGAAGACUGGAAUGCAGCAAAGAGAAGGCGGUUGUCUGAUUCCAUUGUGGAUUUAGAUGGGAAAAAGGAAGCUUUGUUAGCUGGCAUGGUUGAAAAUGUGCCCAAAGGCAAACAGGAUAGCACAUUACUUGCCUCUUUGCUUCAGUCAUUCAGCUCUAGGCUGCAGAGUGUUGCUCUGUCACAGCAGAUUAGGCAAAGCCUUAAGGAGCAAGGGUAUUCCCUUAGCCAUGACUCUUUAGAAGUGGAGAAAGAUUUAAGGUGUUAUGGUGUUGCAUCCAGUCACCUGAAGACACUGUUGAAGAAGAGCAAAGCAAAAGAUCAGAAGCUGGACAGCAGCCUACCUGAUAUAACAAAGAACCUGCCCAAAGAGAGGUUUAUAGAAUCUCCCCAUGUGGGGCAGAGUGGACCUAAAGUGAUAAAUGAGCCACUGUCAUGUGCUGCAAGAUUACAAGCUGUUGCAAGCAUGGUAGAGAAACGAUCUAGUCCUGCUGCUUCACCGAAGCCCAGCGUAGCAUGCAGCCAGCUAGCUUUACUUCUUUCAAGUGAAGCUCACUUGCAGCAGUACUCCAGGGAACAUGCUUUAAAAGCACAAAAUGCAAGUCAAAUAGCAAGUGAGAGACUUGCAGCUAUGGCCAGAUUACAAGAAAGCACUCAGAAAGAUGUUGGCCAAUUCGGUUUAGGAAAAGGAAUGACAAGCCAUCUCAAUGGUCAAACAGGAUCAUCAACCAAAACAGUACCUAGUAAAGGCAAUAUGGCACCAUUUCAGAAUUCAGUGGGAAUCAUGCAUUCUCCUCCCAAAACUAUGGGAUAUAAAAGUACUUUGGAAAGGAGCAACCUGAAAACCUCUUCCAGCAACAGUUUGCUCUUACAUCUGCUGAAAAGCCAGAAUACCACCAAACACAUAAAAGGGCAUGAACAGAGUGAGAGAGCCAGCAUUUUUGAAGACAGCAGCACACCAACAACUCUUGAUGAGUAUUCAGACAACAAUCCUAGUUUUACAGAAGAUGACAGCAGUGAUGAUGAAAGCUCUCAUUCUAACUGUCUUCCUAUAGACUUGUCCUUUAAACAGAGGACAGAUAAACCAGAUGCAGGUCCACCUGCAUCACUGGAUAACCUGACUCAGACCUUGAUUCAUAACUGGGAUCCAAAAGUUUCCUGUCCAGAGAACAAGGAAGACAAAGACACUCCAAAAGCUUCAAAGCUGAAUCCCCAUCAAAAAGUAACACUACUUCAGCUGUUACUUGGCCAUAAGAGUGAAGAAAAGGUAGACAAGAAUAAUGACCCUCAGGGACCACACAGUGCAGCUGAUGUGGCAAAAUUCACUGUACAGACUGGUAAAAGGACUCCUGUUACUGAUAGUCCCAGUGCAAAUCGAAUUACUCCGUUAAGCACUCCACCUUUGCUGGCUUCUGCAAAAGCAGACUCUCCUAUAAACCUCUCACACCAGUCGUUGGCCAUCAAGCGCAGCUCGCCACCAUAUGCCUGCCCCAUGCAGCCAGACAGACUGGUGAAUCCUGCAUCUAAACAUUUGAUAGACCUUUCCAAAAGCAAGGAAGUUCAAGGAGCGAAGCUGACCAGGAAUGAUAGUCCCCAGAACUCUUCGGCAUUCAGUGCCAGCAAGCUGUUGCAGAACCUGGCUCAGUGCGGCAUGCAGACUUCCAUGUCAAGUGAAGAACAAAGAGCUAGCAAACAGCUGCUAGCAGGGAACACAGAUAAACCUGUUGGUUUGAUUGAUAGAUUGAACAGCCCUCUGCUUACAAAUAAAUUGAGUGCACAUGAGGAAAAUAACAAAAUAUUCAGUUGUCAGCCUCCACCCGCUGAACAAGGACUUCCAGGUUCGGAAAUAGAAAAUCUCCUUGAAAGGCGCACUGUCCUUCAGCUGCUUCUGGGAACUCCCAAUAAAGGAAAAAGUGAAAAGAAAGAGAGGAUGCUUUUAAGAGAUGAAAAUUCUCAAGAACAGACAGAUAAGGCUUUGAAUGAGCAAAUAUUGACGGUGAAAAUAAAAACUGAACCAUCUGAAGAAUCAAAUGUUCCUUAUAAUUCAAAUGCACAAGUGAGAGAGUGCAAGGGUAAUAAAUUUCAAGGAUUUGCUCAUUCACUGAAGAGGAACACAGCUGCUUCUCCAGCAUCUGAGGAGUUGAAAUCUGAGCCUCUUUCACCUCAAGAUUACUCGUUUUCCAAAAACGGCCUGCUAAGUAGGUUGCUGAGGCAGAAUCAAGACAGCUAUCCUGCAGAUGAGCUGGACAGAAGUCACCGAAACAAUGAACUGACACACCUUGAAUCGAAGAGUCUUUGCACAGUACCGAAGAAGAGGAAGCUUCAUGCUGAGCCUUUGGAAAGUCCAUUAAAAAAGAUGAAAAGUAAUGUGUCUGAUGCUGCAAACAACCACUCUUCUUCUACUGAAGCGCUGUAUGGGCCUUUGCUUAACAAGCAAGAACUGAAAUUCAGCAGAAGUGAUGCUGAAUUUAAAUAUGCUGUAAGUCAUGGUCCAAAUAAUGAAAGUGAAAAUAGGAGUUGGUCUAGAGAUGGUAAAGGAUUCAAUGUGUUGAAACAGCUGCUUCUCUCAGAAAACUGUGAGAGAGAUCUGUCACAACAUAGGAACAGCAUACUAACGGAGGGCAAGAAAAAAGGAAACAAAUCCACUGCAACAAUUAAUAAACCUGAAUUCAGCAUUGCUUCAGUAAAUGCAUUAAUGGGAAGCCCUGUACAACAGAACAAUUGUGUAGAUCAUAGAACAUUUCAGUAUCCUAUAGCAGUAAAAAGUCCUGCCAGUUCUCCUUUUCCCGAGCAUUUGGGGAGUACAGUAUCUAGACUUGAGUCUGACCAGUUUGGCAUGUGUUCCAUGCCCAGUGAAAAAGGGCCCAUCAGAUGGGUUAUCACAGGUAUGGACAAGAAUGAUAAUGAAAAAGACUCACCAAGACUGACCAAAACAAAUCCAAUAUUGUACUACAUGUUACAGAAAGGCGGCAACUCUGUUAGUAGCCAAGAAGCACAUGAGAAAGAGAUUUGGAAUGAACCGUCAUUUACUGAUAGUUCAACUCAUGUUACAAUCAAAGAGGAGUUGACAUCUGAUGCAGAGCUUAAAACUCCUUUUAGUAACUUGAGAAGCCCUUACAAUAGCCAUAUGGGGAGUAAGACCUCUCAUCAACAUGGUGUGAAUGGAGAAGUGCAUGGACUUCUGGAAAAAGUUCUAUCAAUCAAAAAAGAGCCAGAAUAA
This is a messenger RNA of Indicator indicator, 3486 nucleotides long. RefSeq names its product nuclear receptor interacting protein 1 (gene NRIP1). The transcript has a single exon. Gene Ontology annotation, biological process: regulation of transcription by RNA polymerase II. Bases 1 to 3486 code for a protein of 1161 amino acids. Gene Ontology annotation, cellular component: nucleus. Gene Ontology annotation, molecular function: transcription coregulator activity; signaling receptor binding. The record is from RefSeq and is a predicted model, not a curated record. NCBI's taxonomy places the organism in Eukaryota, Metazoa, Chordata, Aves, Piciformes, Indicatoridae.